Messenger RNA from Paramecium octaurelia, 1130 nucleotides. The record is from the annotation of a GenBank genome assembly. Lineage: Eukaryota; Ciliophora; Oligohymenophorea; Peniculida; Parameciidae.
AUGUUAUAAUAAUCAGAUAAAGACUUCACCCUUGAAUAAGUAGUAGGCACUGGAACAUUUGGAAUGGUGUACUUGGUAUAUUUGAUUAAGAAUGCAAUUAGGCUACUGAUAACAGGACUAAGGAGAAGGUGGCAAUAAAGAAGGUGUACCAAGAUCGAAGAUACAAGAACAGAGAGCACCUUAUCAUUCAAGAAUUGAAUCAUCCAUGCGUGGUUAUGUUAAGACACUCCUUCUUCACACCAGGGGAAAAUGUAAGUCAAUCACACAUUCAUUCUCUAGCCAUAAGAUGUGUACCUAAAUCUAGUUAUGGAAUAUGUACCUGAGACACUUUCAAAAAUGAUCAGAUAAAUGCGUAAGUAGAAGCAAAGCAUUCCUGCUCCAUUAAUAAAGCUCUACAGUUACUAGAUGAUACGAGCAUUACUUUACUUGCAGGGUAUUAGAGAAAAUAUUUCACUCUAGCAAUUGGGAUUUGUCACAGAGACAUCAAACCCUAAAAUAUCUUGGUUAAUUUGGAGAACAAUGUUUUAAAAAUCUGCGAUUUUGGCUCAGCGAAAAGACUUGUUGUUGGAGAACCAAACAUUGCAUAUAUCUGUUCACGUUACUAUCGAGCCCCAGAAUUGAUUUUUGGAGCCACAGAUUACAAUACGCAGAUCGAUAUGUGGUCAAUCGGGUGUGUGAUUGCCGAGAUGGUCAUCCUUGAACCAAUAUUUCCAGGAGAGAGUGCUCAAGAUUAACUCCUUCAAAUUAUCAAGAUUCUUGGUACUCCCACUCCAGACGACAUCAAUUAGAUGAAUCCAGCUAAGGCUGAUGUCAGAUUACCCACUAUUAGAGGGAAUCCCUGGACAAGGGUCUUUGCAAAGUAAAAACCAGAACCACUCUUUUUGGAUCUUAUUACACAGAUGCUUACGUAUUCAGCUAUACAUUCAUCAUAGAUAUUCGCCGAAAACGAGAAUCCAACCCAUUGAUGCUCUUUUACAUCCAUAUUUUGAUGACCUCAGAAAAGAAGGAUUCUCUAAUCAAAAUUUUAAGACCCCCAAUCUUUUCGACUUCAAUAAAUAAGAAUUAAGCAUCAAACCAGAACUCUAUUCCAAAUUAGUUCCAUUAUGGUAUUAAAAGCUAAACAAAUGAUG